UCCCGCGUUUCGAGGAGGAGGCCGGGCGGUCCCCCUCCGUGGAUGGCUCCUUAGGGCUCCUCUUCUGAGGAAAUGGCUCCCUCCGAGCCGCCUCUAGCUGACUGGUGAGCACCGAGGAUGCGCUUCUGCAGCAGCUGGCGGAGUCGAUGCUCAAAGAUGACUGUGCGUCCGAGCUGAGGGUCCACUUGGCCAACUCCCUCCCUCUGCCCUCCAAUGUGAACCGGCCCCGAAUUGACCUGAUUGUGUUUGUGAUUAACCUGCACAGCAAAUACAGUCUCCAGAAAGUGGAGGAGUUUCUGCAGCACGUGGACAGCAGCUUCUUCCUGGGGAAAGUGUGCUUCCUUGUCACAGGGGGUGGAAAGCUUUCGUGCAGCCAUGGCGCGGCGUCUGGUGCGCAUUCUGCAGAUCUGCGCUGGCCAUGUGCCAGGCGUCUCCGCGCUGAACCUGAUGUCCUUGCUGCGGAGCCCCGAGAACCCCCCAUCCAAGGAGCUGUGAGCAUUACUGCCCUCCACACGUUUGCUGCCAGUUCCAAAAGCAGCCACUGUUGGUGAAGACCAGUCAGGGCCUGACAGGCCCAGAGGCAGCCUGCUCACUGCAGGACUGAGCUCCACCAGGGAGGUCUGCUGGGCAGGAGUCGGGAGAGAGCCCAGCGAGACCCCAGCAGCCUCCCGUUUCUCGUCUCACCCCACAGAGGUCCCAUCUGCACCUGUCUAACAUCAUAAUCCACCUAAGAUUUUGGAACAAAGAGCCAUGGCUUUAAAAAAAAAAAAAGAAAGGAAGGAAGGAAAUGUGUUGUAGAUGCAGAAACUGACUCAGUACAAUUGCGGGGGCAAAGUGUGGCUUCCAGGAGCCCAGGGAAAAUGUCAGGUCCAGGCCCUGCGUUUCUUACAGCCCGGCUGUUGUAUUCUGGUGCCUGUUUUUCCUCGUGUAAGUGGAGCUGGUUCUACUCACAUUGAGAGGGCUGAAGGAAAUGGCAGGUGGCUUGCUGCCCAAGACCACAUUGCUCCCUACAACUUGUUGGUCUCUCUUGUAGAUCACACACAGUGUCAUGCCUCACACUGUAACAGCAAGCUACCAAUCACAUUAAAAAAAAAAAAAAAAAAGCAAUCCAGGCAGUGGUGGCGCACGCCUUUAAUCCCAGCACUCGGGAGGCAGAGGCAGGCGGAUUUCUGAGUUCGAGGCCAGCCUGGUCUACAGAGAGUUCCAGGACAGCCAGGGCUACACAGAGAGACCUUGUCUCGAAAAAAACAAAAACAAAACAAAACAGACUGAGCUAUUGGGUUUCUCUGUGUAGCCCUGGCUGUCCUGGAACUCAGGCUGUAGACUAAGCUGGCCUCGAACUCAGAGAUCCACCGACCAUUGCCUCUCGAGUGCUGGGAUCACAGGCAUGUGCCACCCCUGCCCCGCAGUGACUGAGCUGAUUUGUAAAGCCACUCUCACAUCAGGAAUGACAGCUGCAAGGUCGGAGUGUGAGAAGUGACAAGCUGACUGUGGCAUUGCACACUGGAUCCAAAGAGAAGGUUGUAAAAGAGCUGGGUUGGUCCUGUCAGCCCCGUCAAAGUCCCCAAUUCUUCAGAAGGUGGCUUAACACACGGGACCUGGGGGUGCUGUUGAGGGAGCAGGGGAGCCAAGUCCUGAGCUCACCGCACUCGGAUGACGCAAAGACCAUAGCUCCUUCCAGAACAUCCCAAGGCCCUGCCCUACUGUGAAGUUAGGGUCAGUCUUACCUCUCUGGGUUUGGGUUUGGUUUUGGUUUUUUCUUCAAGACAGGAUUUCUCCAUGUAGCCCUGACUCUCCUGGACCAGGCUGUCCUUGAACUCAAGAGAUCCACCUGCCUCUACCUCUUGAGUGCUAGGACUAAAGGCAUGCGCUACCACACCUAGCCUGAAGUACCUUUCUGUCUUGAAGGUAGCCCCCCCUGCAUCCCAGUUUUGUAGGUUCCCUUGAGGCCACACACGUCACCUGACACUUGCAGAGUGCUUCACGCUUCACAGGGCUGUGCUCUCGCAGUGGCAGCUCCUGUCACCCUCCCAGCAGGCCUACAGGCUUCAUGAGAGCCAAAGGUGUGCCCUUUGGGGCACAGCCUGCAUUGCCCUGAGCUCUGUGUGGUCCAAGAGAUGGAAACACAGGGGUUUAUGCCUGAGGAAGCAGCAGUCCUGUGAGCUGAAAAACCUCCCUCACUGCAGACUGCCAAGGUGCUCUGUCAGUACCACAGGUCUGACUCAGGCGACCCUGACAAGACAUUCAGUCAUUGGGGAGUGGGAGGGGGGACAGCACAGGUGGAUCCAGAAAUAGGGGGAAGGCUGCAAGCAAAUGAGAACAUGUGCACUGUCCCUAGAGAUGGACUGGAAGGCCAGCCUUCUCUUAGGGACUAACAUUGUUCCCAGACCACAGUACCCUGGGUCCUAAAGUGGGGUCGGGAGAGGCGGUGCUGCUGGAGCAACAUCUGAGCUAAAGAAAGCAUGGGGACACUGUUAUGUCACCUGCUGACAACAGGAAGCUGCUCUCCUCUUAACCCGCUCUGCUAGUGUGAUGUGCACAUCUCCGCCUCAGGUCCCUGUGCCACAUUUUCUUUGCCACCUGGUGCCAUUUAACAAGAGAAAUGGCAUCACAUUCUCCAGCGAGGGCCUGGGAGCCUUCCAGGCGCUGGGGAGCUUCAGGCUGUCGCUGCUGCCAGCUCCCUGCCAAGCUUGGCAGGGACCGUGGAACUAGAGGCACCUCUCUGGGGUUUGGGCUGGCCUGCUGCUGAUGCACAGCAGAGCUGAGUGACACUUAAAUGGCAGGCAGGUGCCCUCAGACCUUACCAAAGACAUCGGGGAGCAGUUGCUCCUGGCAGUAUGUCUGACUAAGGACUUGACACUAGUGUACCCAGGACUGGGGCCUGCUGCUGAAGUGGAGUUGUUGGGUGACUCCGACCCAACUGACCCUAGAAGCUACCAGGUGCCUGCUACCUGUGUUAGGACUAAGAUUCUCCCGAGAGAGCUUGAUUUACAUCACAGGUUCCCCGGGCUAGGCUACCUGCUAUGAGCAGUUCUUAGACCCCUACAGGAAGCCCAGCUCUCUGCAGGAGGAUGCAGAGACCCAAGAGUUCUGGCAGCUGUCCAGUGGGACUUCUUGUCCCUGCCUUAGUGAUGGCUAGCCAUUCCUAUAGAGACAAGGGAUCUGCAGGAUGGCAUAUCCAGUAAGCUCCACCUGGCUGGGUGCGGUAGCCAGCAGAUGUGAGAGGGACUAGUUUUUCAGGCCAGCCUGGGCUACAGCAUAGAACCAGUUCAUAAGACGGGGAAGGCUGAUGGGACGGUUUGUAGGCUAGAAGCAUUUGCUGUGUGAGUCUGUCUUCCACAUAAAGGUAGGAAAUAAUGCAUUGAAACUUG
Molecule: messenger RNA, 3371 nt
Organism: Mus musculus (house mouse)
Lineage: Eukaryota; Metazoa; Chordata; Mammalia; Rodentia; Muridae
Gene: Cenpm
Product: centromere protein M
Exons: 5
Coding region: 147-551 (134 amino acids)
Cellular component (GO): cytoplasm; inner kinetochore; nucleus
Source: RefSeq, a predicted model, not a curated record